UCCCAUACAUAGUCACCGAGAACACCCGAGCCGAGCAACAUCCUGACCCAGACUAUUAUUUUUCGUAUUUCUUGGCGACUAAUUUUACGAAAAUGAAUCUCAGGAAGAUAGAUCCUUUGUGCACGACCUGAAAGUGGUUCUUUGUGGUUAUUUUGGGUUAAUAUCAAGCGUGAAAUUGAUAAUUUUAAAUGAAUAUUUACGGACAUUAGAUGAGAAGUGCUCUUCUUGCUAAAUCGGAUUGGAAAUUUCUUACGAAGAUUAAUUCCUAUAUAAUGCAGAACAGGAAGACAUUUCAAUCAGGAAAGACAUACAAAUGGCUCUUUUUGGAAAUUUUUUUGAUAUAUGUUGAAUAAACCUGACGGUUUAAGUGAAUAUUUACAAACAGUAAACGAAAAGUGAUCGUGUUCAAUCGGGUUUGGAUCUUUGCUUAUCUUACGGGUGUUAGUUACCGCGACCUCGGAGAUGUCGGCGUUGAGGCUAAUGGGGAAGUGGAGUGUCCCAGUAGCCACAGCAGUGGCUGUGCCACUCUUUGGCCCUGCUGUUUUUGCAGACUCAGGCAGCAAAGAUGCUGCCAAAACGACGACGCCUACGUCACGCAUGAUCCGUCCUUCCGAACUUCCAAUGUACGAGGAGCCUGAAGAGGUUUUGGACUUUGAAUAUCAUGGCCGAGAAAGGACAUCUUUGGAAGAGACCGUAGGGUCUGUAAGACAUGAAAUUGAGGGAAUUCUCGAAGCUACAAGAUCGACAAGAGAAAAGGUCAUUCACAUAUGCGAAACUGGGAAGGCUCACACAAUGGCUUCUGUGGAUCUUCUGAAAGAACUCCAGAUGCCAGAAGCCACAGUGGAUAUGCUAAAAAGUCUGCAAUCAUUGCAAGCUACCAUUGAUUACAUCUCAGAUGAAGAAAAUAUGCUUCCUCGCGUUGGGGCAAUUACGAUUGGUGGCUUAGCAGGCCUCGUCCUUGGUGCCAGAAAGAAGGGUGGCCUAGCAAAGAAAGCAAUGUAUACAUCUGUAGGUGUUACAGCUACUGCUUCCCUGUGCUAUCCACGCCAGGCUUACCAGAUCUCCCAGCAGGCAUAUGGAACUGCCAAAGAGUAUGCAAACAUUGGAUACAACUUUGUUGCUGGAGUGAAACCACAAUCAAAAGUUGCAGUACCUGAAGAACCGAAAAAGGAGCCUCCCGCAGAACCCAUCCCAGAAGCCGAACCAUCUACAAGCCCAGAGACUCCACCAGCAGAAACUGCACCAGCCGAGUCUGAGGGUGGUGAGGUAAGAAGUGUGUUACCCCACGCUAUUCCUGACGAGAAGUUCCCUGGUUCUGUUGACAGUUUAGCGCAGCAAACAAGUGAUGCCAUGCAGUGGGGAUUUAGACUAACAGAUAAAGACAGCAGUGCCCCAAGUGUACCACCUGCCGAUGUAGUCCCCCCAGCCAAGUCGUCAGUACCUGAAGGUUUUGGUGCAGUUGGCGAAGCUGAGAGCCAUUGUAUUGUAGGUGCUGCUGAACAAGUCACAGUUCCAAAAGAGCCCAGUCAACAAACAAAGGAAACUGAAGCCCCUGACACCAUCCAUGAAAUUGUUGAGAAAAUUGCAGAAGACAUAGCAGAGAAAGUUGGGGAAGAUAUAGUGGAAGAUGUAGCCGUUGUUGUCAAAGGAGUAGCUGAGGAAACCUUGGAGAGUGUUGGAGAAGUGGCCCAAAUGGCAGACUUGGUUGAAAAUGUUACUGGCAGGGUGUCAUCCACAAUUGACGUAAUACAAGAUGUCCUGGAAGCCGCUGAUAAAGCUGCAGAGGAGGCUGGAUUGCCCGACACUCUCAUAGAUGUUGCUGAGGCAGUUGUUGAAGGAGUAGAAAUAGUAGUUGACACUGUCAAUGUUGUAGCUGGUAAAAUUGAAGAGGUAGCAGAAUCUGUUGUAAAAGAAAUAGAAGAUUUGAAAGCUGAGGCUGUUGAGCUAGUGGAGGAUGAAGGAAAGCGAGAAGAGUUGGUUGAUAAGAUUAUGGAUUAUUUAUCAGAGAGUACUUCACCUGAGACUGCAGAUGCAGAUCAAGUUAAAAAACCAGAGGAGGUGUCCCAAGAGAAAGAUUUAGAUCUAAAGGAAUCACAAACUGAAGAUAUGGUUACUCUGCCUGAGCCGACAGUAGAAGUAACAGAGCCAGUCCCUAGUGAAUUAGAACCAGUUACAGAAGGAACUGCACCUGUAGUUGAGAUAACAGAACCAGUUAUAGCGGUAGUUGAACCUGUAGUUGAGAUAACAGAACCAGUUGCAGAAGUAACUGAACCUGUAGUUGAGAUAAUAGAACCAGUUACAGUGGUAGCUGAACCUGUAGUUGAGAUAACAGAGCCAGUUGCAGAAGUAAGUGAACCUGUAGUUGAGAUAACAGAACCAGUUACAGCAGUAGCUGAACCUGUAGUUGAGAUAACAGAACCAGUUAUAGAAGUAACUGAACCUGUAGUUGAGAUAACAGAACCAGUUACAGAAGUAACAGAACCUUUAGUUGAGAUAGUAGGUCCCAUUACAGAAAAGAAAGAAGAAACUACAGAAACCAUAGAACAAGAUGUGAAACAGGCGAGUGAAAGUGUUGAGCCAGAAAAAGAUGUAUCCGAAGUUAGCGCUAAAUCUGCUCCAGAAGAGGAAGCAGUAAGUUCUGGCAAAGAACAAAUUAAACCCAGCAUAGAAGAUAAAGUCCCAGUAGGAGUAGAAAAACCAAGCUUUCUAGAUAAUUUAUUGAGCCUUUUCAGAAAGGAUAAAGGGGACAAGAUGAUUAAAGAAGAAGCUGUAGUAUUACCUGAUAAAGAGGAAGAAGGAAAACCUGAGCCUGAAAGUUUAGUUGCAGAAGAAGUCUUGCCCAUGGUUGAAAAACUGGCUGAAGACAUUGUGAAGAAAGCUGCUGAGCCAGUGGUAGAAGGGGUUUCCAAGGUUGUUGAGGAAGUAUCGAAGGAGGUGGAGAAAGAAGCGGAAGUGAUUGCCGAGACUGCUGAGGUGGUGGAGAAAACUGGAGAGGAAGCAGCAAAAUGUGCAGAAGUGAUUGAAGGAGUAGCAGAAGCUGCUGAUAAAGCUGCUAAAGAUGUGCCUGGUGUGCCUGAAAUAGUAGAAGAGAUAGCUGAGAAAAUUGAUGAGGUCGCAAAAGAAUCAGAAGCUGUUAUUGAUACUGUAGUUGCUGUAGCAGAGAAAGUAGAGGAACUUGCGAAGGAAAUUGUUCAAGAAGCCAAAGCUAUUGAAUCAGCAGCGGCUGAACUAGUGGAAAGCGAAGAGAAGAGAGAGGAGCUCAUUGAAAAUGUAAUUGAAUUUGUCAGCGAAAAAUUAUCUAGAGACUCUCCUGUAGAGGAGGUUCAGAGUGUGGUUCCAGAAACUCCGGUUGAAGCUGAAAAAGUUGUUGAAGGUAUUGAACCCACCCCAUUAGUUGAAGAAAUGUAGAGGCUGCUGUUCCUGUCAAAAAGGAAGGUUUGUUUGAUAAGUUAGUAAACUUGUUUAAAGAUAAACCUGCCACAGAUAAGGAAUCAGUUCAGGUAGCUGAGAAAGUGAAAGAAUUAGCAGAUAAGGCUGACAA
Macrobrachium nipponense is the source of this 3541-nucleotide messenger RNA. RefSeq names its product titin homolog (gene Mic26-27). The transcript has 8 exons. The record is from RefSeq and is a predicted model, not a curated record. Gene Ontology annotation, cellular component: MICOS complex. NCBI's taxonomy places the organism in Eukaryota, Metazoa, Arthropoda, Malacostraca, Decapoda, Palaemonidae. Gene Ontology annotation, biological process: cristae formation. Bases 463 to 3408 code for a protein of 981 amino acids.